Messenger RNA from Theileria annulata, 1371 nucleotides. RefSeq lists its product as uncharacterized. Gene Ontology annotation, biological process: transmembrane transport. Bases 1 to 1371 code for a protein of 456 amino acids. Gene Ontology annotation, molecular function: transmembrane transporter activity. Lineage: Eukaryota; Apicomplexa; Aconoidasida; Piroplasmida; Theileriidae. The record is from RefSeq and is a predicted model, not a curated record. The transcript is spliced from 4 exons.
AUGAAAAUACCUUCAAUAAUUGUAGGUUGCUUUUAUUUGGGAGGACGUGACUUCAAGUCACUGUUUUACAAGGCGAGAACCUAUGAGGACCUGACGCAUAACGUUGAAUACAUCAACAUCUUCUCAGUAGGCGCAACAGAGUACUUGGACAGUGAUGGUAGAAGUGACGCAAUACAGAAUCUUUUCAAUAUCGGGAUUUUGUCCCGAUUAAUGUUUGCUUUAGUUAUUGGAAUUGCUGUUGACCAAUUGGGCCCUAAGUUUACCUACGUCUUUGCACAGUUAACACAGUUCAUUUUCUGGAUUUUACUAGGAGUAUUUCCAACGAAUGGCACACUAGUCAAAGCUUGUUUCUUCUUCAUUGGAGCCACAGCUGAAGGCACAAUAAUUCCUCUGACAACAUUUGCGAAGAAAUUUAAGGGAAAUAAGGCCUUGGUAAUCGCGUUGACUACUUGUGGAAUUGGGCUAUCUAACGUUUUUACUCUUGUUUUAAGGUCAAUAUUUGAGAAAACCACAAUUAGAGAAGACCAGUUUUACAUUAUUAUGAUCGUUUACACCGUUCUGACAAACCUUCUGUGCCUAGUCCUUGGGGGUUUGUUCGUCCAAAAUAAACUUCCAGACGAUAAAAGGAGCAAGGCUGACAAGCCGGUAGUCACGUUUGGUGAUGUUGAAAUAAUUAAAUUGAGUGAUUUGUCUGAAGAUUCUCUGGAAGACCAGGAAUUCGGAAGUUUUGAGGGAUCAUUUGACAUUAAUAUGAGAAACUACUAUUUAAAAAAGAAUCUAACCAGUAUGUCUUCCAGGACCACAGUAAAGGAGAAAAUGAUGAUAUUAUACAGAAGGGUUAUGGAUUUUCUCACGUCAAAAAAAUUCGGAGAAUUAAUCAUCUCAGUCUCAUGCAUGUCUAUGCUUUUGGACUCCAUGGAGUAUUUCCGGAGGAUUAAGAGCCUAAUCCUCGUCUGCUCGAAUGGAAAAGACGUUAGUUUACUUGUAAAGUACUUUCAAUACUUGAGGUUUAUUCCAGCUCCUCUACUAGGCAUAUUAAUUGACAGAUUCGGGCCUGAGAUAGUGAACCUCUUCACAUACUUUUGCAUGUUUAUGUGUUAUUCGCUAGUAACAAUUGAUUCUUAUGGCACCAAAUUGGCAUCUGUUAUAUUCUAUUAUUUGGCAUUUUCUUGUGGAAUUCCGGGAAUAUAUUCGCAGAUUUUAUACAGAUUCUCAAAUAUGUAUGGAACCUCCUCUGGAUUAGUUUUUUUCAUUACUGGCAUUUUGGCAUCAUGUAAAUUCCCCGUUUAUAAAAUUUUGUUUUCCGAUUCCGAGGGUUUGAAAGAAUGGGUCAGGGAUACUUCAGUUAAUCUCUACAUCGUAAGUUUUUAA